Messenger RNA from Dentiscutata heterogama, 248 nucleotides. NCBI's taxonomy places the organism in Eukaryota, Fungi, Glomeromycota, Glomeromycetes, Diversisporales, Gigasporaceae. The record is from the annotation of a GenBank genome assembly.
AAGUAGAAGAAACCCACAAAACUGUGGAGGAAGACAGAAAAUUAUUGAUGCAGGCCGCCAUUGUUCGUAUUAUGAAGACCAGGAAAACUUUGAAGCAUGUUGCCUUGGUGAACGAAGUGAUUGCACAAUUGUCGAAUCGUUUCAAACCUAAAAUACCUGAUAUUAAAAAAUGCAUUGACGUUUUGCUGGAAAAAGAGUAUAUUGAACGUGUUGAGGGUCAGAAAGAUAUGUUUUCUUAUCGUGCAUGA